Molecule: messenger RNA, 9933 nt
Organism: Mizuhopecten yessoensis (Yesso scallop)
Lineage: Eukaryota; Metazoa; Mollusca; Bivalvia; Pectinida; Pectinidae
Product: DCC-interacting protein 13-alpha-like
Exons: 22
Coding region: 111-2297 (728 amino acids)
Biological process (GO): signaling
Cellular component (GO): endosome membrane; cytoplasm
Molecular function (GO): protein binding
Source: RefSeq, a predicted model, not a curated record
UCCGGCAAGUACUUUCCUUAGCAGACCGCAGUCACCUGUCAAAAUAAUCGAAAUUUGCUAAUGCCACAGCUUCUUCGGUAACAGUUGACGUGUAGAGGAGACAAGCGGCCAUGCCUGGCAUCGAAAAAUUGCACCUGGAGGAUGCACUGGAGGACAGUCCUCAGACGAGACAUCUGUUGUCCGUGUUUGAGAAGGAUGCUCUGGCUCUGAAGAAAUACAGUACUGGUCUGCAUGGUUGCUGCCAGAGAAUCAUGAAAGCUCAGAAUGAGCUGUGUGCUGCUACACAAUCUCUGGCCCAGCACCUCAGAGACUAUGAAAUACAGAAAUUUUCUUUGGAAACAGAGGACAGUAUUUUAACAUCUACACUCAAACAAUAUGCCAGCUAUCUAGAUGAUGUGAGUUCAAUCCAGCAGGUAUUGUCAGCCCAGCUGUCUGAGACCAUGAUGUAUCCAUGUACCAAGUUCCUACAGGCCGACCUUGAAGAGGUGACUACCCUGUACGAAAUGUUCAACAUUGCAUCAAGCGAACACGGCAGUGCCCAAAGUAGAUACAUGAAAUUAUCAAAGAGGAGAGAGGAUGACAGAACUAGGAACGAGGCUAAUCAAGAUUUAUAUUUAACGAGGAAGAAAUUUCAUCAGACAUCUUUACACUACUUCUCCUGUCUAAAUGCCCUACAAUACAAGAGGAAAUUCUGUCUUUUGGAGCCUGUCAUGGGCUACCUCCAUGCACAGAGGGCCUUCUUCAGGAUGGGUCAGGAUGCUGUCGGGAAGACAGAUAUAGAGGACUUCCUCAGCAACAUUGCUGCCAGUGUGCAAGGGGUACAGCAUGAACUACAGAUGGAGACCAAGAAAACAGUAGAUUUGAUUGACAACCUGGAACAGCAGAGUGCACAUCAGUAUCACGGUCAGCCUCCUGUGGACAUGCCUUAUAUACCCCCCAACACCUCCCUCACACAGAAAGCUGGAUACCUCUACAUCCGCAGUAAGCAGCUGCUGGCGACAAAGUGGGAAAAAUGUUUCUUCUUCACCCAGGCUGGCAACCUGAUGUGUCAGGCCAAGGCUGAGCUGGCAGGUAGUCUGGUGCUGGACCUGAAUGAGCCCGGUGUAAUGGCUGAACCGUGUGAAGCAGACGACAGGCGAUUUGUGUUUGCUGUGGUUUCUCAAAAGAAAAAAUCGAUUGUGGUACAGGCCGAGAAUGACCGGGAGAAAGAUGAGUGGAUUUGCACAAUCAACAACAUAGUGAGAGAAAGUGGCUAUGAGAAAGGAACCAGAGUUUCCUCCCAUCAACCAACACAGCAAAGCAAGAAGGAGAGGGCUGGCAGCAGUAGUAGCAUGACAAAACAGGCAUCUGGCUCAGUGUCUGGCUCCAGUAGUCCUGACGGCCAAAGUGUCAGCAGUAAUGCCAGUAACAACAACAACGCGAUGUCCCCGACGACGACCUCUGGCCCCGCCCCCUCCCCGGGCGAUGUUUUCCUCCCGGAUGCACCCAUACAGUUUGACAUAAUCACGCCCACGGAUGAGAACGGCACCGUGACAACCAACCUGCCUGGCCCCCCAAAAAGGAUCAACCCUUUCGACCAGUCUGCCACGGAUGUACUGGAUACUUUAGAUGCUGCCAUUGAAAACGCAUCAUUUGUGGAGAGUUUUCUGGUUCGAUUCCUGGGUUCUAUGGAGGUGAAGAGUGACCGAGGAGAUUCCCUGGUUCAUGAGACUAUGAGACAGAUCAUGGCAGCUCGGGCCAUACACAAUGUGUUCAGGAUGACAGAGUCCAGACUGGUGGUGUCCAGCGAGUGUAUGAGAUUGAUAGACCCGGGGACAAAUAAUGUUAGAACACAGUUUAACUUGGCCGAUAUAUCCUUUUGGGCAGCUCAUCAUGAAAACAACAGACUGUUCGGGUUUAUAACAAGGACUAAGGCCCCAGGAGCUGCAAUCUCAACGUUCGCCUGUCAUGUGUUUGAGUGUAACGUGUCUGCUGAAGAGAUAUGCCAGGCGAUCGGUACAGCCACAAAACUUGCCUUCCAAGCCAUCAUGGAAAGGAAACACCAGACAAAACAGCAACAAGUUAAACAGAAGGAGCACGCCCUGCUGCUAGCCAAUAUAGGGCAGAUCGAGGAUGCCCCGGAAGAGCAGGAGGGACUGGGUAACCUCCCCCUCUCCUCUGAUGGCAAAUAUCUAGUUCUUACCACAACCGACGAAUCCGAUCUCUACCCGGAGUCACAGGACAUGGAGGAGAGUAUGGCCAAGAUGAGUGUCAGUAGUGCCCCUCCAGAGGAGAUUGACAGCGAGUCUGAAGCCUGAGACAACACAGCACUGCUAUAGAAGAAAGACUUAAUCAGUAUUGGUUGUAGUAAACUUGUGAUGAAACUAUGUUGUGCUAAUUUAAUUAGAUAUUUUUAUGCCAUAUUUUGUGCUUAUCUUAUUAAGUUGUUUUUUUGUGAUCGUUUUUUGUGCUAAUUUGAUUAGUCCUUCACUUGUUUGUUUUGUGUUUGCUGGUUUAAGACGUAAUUUUUCCCACACCCUCAAAGUAGUUAAGUACUCUGUCCUAAUAACGACAGCUGGGUCAACAUAAAGUAAAGCUCCGAGUUCAGGGUAGACUUUCUGUCUUACAGCUGUACUAAAGACAUGAUUAGACAUUCCUAUUAUUUAUUUUGUCAUUGUUUCUCUUGCCUGUGCUUCCAUUUCACAUAAGCAAUACCAUUGGGCUUUUGUCGGUUCUAGCUUCGGCACACAGUUUUCACUGUUGGUUUUACUUUAUAUAGAUCUUUAUUUUCAAAGGUACGGAAUAGUAGGUUCAGGGCAUUAGUUUUAUACACCGCUGGCCUGCAAUUUAAAGCUUUUUGGAAUAAAGAUUCACUAUGGUGUUGGCUGGUGGUUGUGCUGUAGGGACAGGUCUGUGACAGGGACAGUUUACAGUCUGACAUUGCUAGUUUCAGUGUAUUACAACCACAGGGGGGAAUUAUUCCACUAGCCUGACUCCCAAGGCUAGUAGAUUUUAUGUUGUGGCUACUGAAAAUUUUCAAUAUUAAUAUGAAAGAUAGAGUUGGGGCUAGUACAACUUUUCAAUAUCAGCUUAUGGGCUAGUAUUCUAAAUAUAAAGUUGUAUACCCCUACACCUUACAAUGAUAAGCUGUUUAUAUUAGGUUACCUGUUAAAAUACCUUGGAAAUGGUGUUAAAUUCAGUAGGCUUGUCCACGGUGUAAGAGUUCACACUACUGAUGACUAACAAAGAUUUAUCGUUUAUUUCCUAUAUAACCUGUACAGUACAUUUGGCCUUGACCUUGUGUGACUAGGUGUUCAUGUUAAACGCGUUGUUGACCUUAACAGUUUGUGAUACUGAUGUUCGUUUUGUAAAUAUGUGGAAGUGUUAAAUUCAUUUAGAACAUGUUUGAUAUUUUGUUGCUGUGAGACUGAGGUAAUGUUAAGGUCAUUGAAGGAUUUGUUUGACCUGGACAUUGACCUGUGAUGGAACUGGCCUUCAUCUUGUUGUGAAAGUAUGAAUACAUGUUAUUGAUUGAAGUUAUUGUUUAUGGCUUUGCAACACGUGGAUUCAUACAGGGUCAAACAUUGACAGUUUAUUGUUGUGCGAUAUAUAAUUUACGUUGAAUUCAUUCACAGUAUAUACAACAUUGGCAUGUGUGACCUUGACCUUUGGCUGUGUUUGUGUGACCUGUACUUUUGUGAUUUGCCUGUAUUAUGUAUAAUUUUCAUCAAUAACUUAAAGUCAUGUUUCUCUGUUGUAAUGGAAAUGUUGCAGUACAAAUCUGCCUGAAAGUUAUCUAGAAAAGGUCCUACUCGGAUGUUCUGGAUUAUCCUGGCUGUAUUGGACAUUUGUCUGUGACCUAAUUAAAGUAAUAGAAGGAUAAGUUCACUGAGAAACAGGUCAUCCCCACCCCAGGGCCAUUACUGACCCCUGUCCUGAAACCAGCCCUUCCCAUAAUCCCAUAUUUGACUUAAUUACAAAUAUUGACUUCUAUUUGGAACUGUUCUUUAACUUCAAAAGCAUGUUUUAUAAUGUUACACCUAAUACUCUAUAGAUCCAUAUUGUAGAAAGCUUUCUGUUCACACAGUCUUAUUAUGUUGGUCUUGUAAAUUAACAAAAUGCCAUUUUGCACUUUCUUGCGUUUGCAUUUCAGGCAAGUUAAACACUCAUACCCAGAAUAUUUUCAUGUCUUUGUUAAUUUCUUACACAGAGCAUUUAUACAUCCAUGUAAUUUUAGUUAACAGAUGCUUUUUUCCUUAAAAAAACUUUUCAUUUGCUUUAUAUGUGAUCCAUGGUGUAGCAUUAGUAUUACUUUGUCAUCUUAGGAUUAAGAUCUGUAAAACAAAAUCAAUGAUACUCAUGGUGGUCGUGUCUGUUUAACAUAUAUAAAACCAGUCUUUAUUUCAUCCAGUUAUUUUUCAAAAAAUGACCUACUCUAAAUAUACUUCUUUCAGCGGUAAUUUUAUUUCAGUGCUUUCCAUUCUAAUUUGAUAGGGUUAAGUUAUGAUGUUCUUUGAUGAAUAACUGUACUUCUAGUUGUCAUGCUAAAUCAUGAUGCAUGAAUCUUAAAAAUUGUUGCCGCGGAUGUACAGAAAAUCUGAAAUAUGGUUGCAGUGAUACAAGUUUGUUAACAGUAUAUAAUUGGUUGUAUUAAUUGACCAGGAGCAUGAUCAGUUUUGACAUUCAGUGACAAUCACAUCAAAGUGUUGUAUCAGUUGACUAUUAUAUUUUUAUUUACGUUUACGAGAUACAAGAUGUGAUAUUAACAAAUUAAAAGGUGGUAGACAUUGAUCAUCAGGAUAAACAAAAUUCCUUAAAAAUGUCAAAUAAAAUGGAAAUUAUAUUUAAAACAUGAAAGUUUUAAGUGACAUUGGAGACUUGAUACAAAAUGAAAUUUAAAAAUAACUUUCCAGAGUUUACUACGUUUAUACAUAUAUAGAAAUGUGAUAAUUAUCGUAAGCUUUGGAUUAGGAGUUUAAAUCUUAAGGACAAUUUCACAAAGUUAUGCAACGGAUCUAUGCAAAAGAUGUCGGAGUUGUCUGCCCUGACAGUGAAGGUUGUCAUGGUUACUCAGAAUGUUAGUGUGAAAAACAUGGAAGGCUCAUAAGAUCUUUGCACUCUGGCCAUUUCUAUUCUUAAUUGACUUUAUCUUAGUGAUCCUUCUGAUGUCUGAGUUCAAUUUUUGCCAACUGUAAGCAAGAAAACUUUUAUCAACUCUCUUGUCUUCUAGACAAUCAAAUGGUGAAUAAACAUAUCCAUACACGUUUGUAAAAAAAAUCAGUUAAAUUAAUUUAUAAGUUAUUUUGAAUAAAAAUAUAUUAGAGAGUCUCACCACUUUUCUAUUUCUUUAUUCUAUUAUUAUUAUAGUAAAUGAGCAAGUCACUCCUAGUCAAAAAAAUGCAGAAUAAAUUGGAACUCUUUUUCAUUUGAGAUACAACAUGGAUCACUGAGACUCUCUGCCUUAAGUGUUCAGAAUUGUAGGUUUAAAUGCAUCUAUUCUGAUUAUAAUUCUGGAGAGUUCCUUAAAAACUACAAGUAGUAGGGAAAGAUAUAUCUGUGAAUAUUGUUGUGUUGCUGGCUAGAUAGCUGGAUAUAUAUAGUUAUGUAUGUGGCCCAUAUUUAAAGAUUGAAAGCAUUUUUGAACAUUUGGUUUCCUUAAGAUGUCUUGUUUUGUGUUGUAAUCUUAUUUACAGAUGUUGUAACUUGUUAGUCCAACGUUUUAUUUACAGUAUUUUGAAUUAAUCAUUAUAUGAUUUACUUGUGAUAAGCUCAUGUUUGAAAUAAGAAAUAUGUCCCUUGAAAUUAAAGCAACAUAAUUUUUAAACAAAUUUUACUAAUAAGGAGACAAAUCUAGAAAUAAUUGCUUCUUGCAUAUACUAAUACCAGGUAUACAGUUAACCCAAUAACAUGUUAUUGAAUUAUUCAAUUAUUUGCAUAAAAUAUCCAAGCGCAAACCAAUUCUCGAUACAUUUGAAUAAAAUAAUUGGAUUAUUUGCAUAGCAUAAAAGUUAAGUUUUUACCGUAAAGCAUAUAAAAGCCUAGAUAUUAAAUGCACAAAACUUGGGAAAUGCUGGCAGUACUCUGUUCUGUUGGCCUGCCUCCUAGGUUUAUCGUUAGGAAGAAUUAAAGAAAGCCAUUAAAUGGACUAUUAUAUUGAUAUAAAACUGAAUUAUUAUGAAUUAUUAGUACAAUUAAUUGUGUGACUCUGUACCUAAUGUAUUGCAUGUGUACUGUAUUAAAGUCCCUGCUGAACCGAACUGAAAUGUACAACCAACGCUUCGCUUUCUAGGUAUAGAGGAGCUGGUAGCUUGGGUAGGUCACCUGUUAUCUAGCAAAACCUAUGGUACAUUUCUUUAUGCUAGGUAGCUAUAGUGAUUUGUUUUUUGAGUACCAGUAUAUGAGGUAUGAUAGAUAUUGGUUUAGUGGUGGUGUGUGUGAGGGAUAAGGGGCUUCAUUCUCUGUGUGAUUAAACAAAGCUCAUUAAUUAGUUGUGUGAUCAAACAAUACGCUCAUUAAUUAGUUGUGUGAACAAAUAAUACGCUCAUUAGACAUUUAUCACAUCAUUAUGCUGAUCGUGAAUGUUGUUGCUUCAGUUAUACUCGUGAGAUGUGAGUCCAAAUGAUGCUCAUCAGAUACCUGUGCCACAGGGAAGCUGUGUUAGUUCAAACUAUGCUCGUUAGAUAUGUCCUAGUGUUGCUAAUUUCUCAAAAAUACCAAUGAUUUCAUAGCUUUGUUUAGCAGAUGAUCAUGAGUUUGCUUCUGUUUGGUUUUUGAGGUUUUUUUCUGAUGAUAUUUGUAUUUAGAAUAUAUCUAGUUGGGUUAUUGCUGAAUAGAAUUGCAUCAACAAUUUUAAAUGGAACCAAAGUAUGGAUGUAAAGUCAAUAGUGUCAUAUAUAAGUGGUAUAAAAUGAUUGAAUUGAUGGUGUUCAUAUACAAACUACAGCAAAGCACUGUGGUCAUGUCACCGCCUUUACAACACAAAUUGUUAAUUAUCGUUUUAUUGAACAUUGAUCAUUUUUUAACAAAAUUAAGCAAGGUCCAUUAACUUAUAGUUUUUCACAAGAUCCUGUCUUCAGAUUUUAAACCAAACUGACCUUGUGAUAGUCUGAGCUUAACUGAAGCCUCAUAGACACCAGAUCUAUUAUUUAGGUGUCAAAUGGUUUUUGUAAUGUUAAAUGAAUAUUUUACCCACAAAAACAUCUCAUAUAUGUUAAAAAGCAUUGUGACACUUUGGCUCUCUGUAACGACAGACACCCAAUGUAGAGAACUAAUUGUAAUUCUACUGUAGCCUACAUAUGUAGCUCAGAUAGUUAGUCCUUUAUACAACACUGGGUGAACCAAUUAAAUUACAGCUUUGUGUAACUAUCUUUUCAUAUAUAGUGCUUAGAGAAGUUGGUUUGUACUUUGAUUUAUAAUAAGUUUAUAGAUAUAUAAGACAGAAGUUAAUUUUUACAGGAUAACUGUCUUUUUUUAUUUCAAAUAUCAUUAAUGGAGAGAUAUUUUGCUGUUUGUCUAUUUCAAACAGGGCAAGAGCAACACGUUGCUUUGUUAUAUUUAGUUAUGGAGAGUAGUAUGAUAUCUGCACAGACUACAAGUUAGCAUCUAGCACUGUUAAAUUAGGGCUAGUAGAGACACUAGAUGAGCUAAACUCAUUCACCCUUGAAGACACAUUUGAACUCUUCCAAUUCAUAGGUUGGAUAGUUCAUUAUAAAAUUUCAGGGGUGAAUGAGUUAAUAAGUGGUGCAUGUGAUUAUAAGUUAGUACUUGGCAGCUUUAGCUUUAAUGACUUAAUUUCAUGCUAAACAUUAGCUAUGGUACUGCAGUAACUACUAAAAGUAUGAUAAUUUGUCAGCUAGAGUGACAGUUUACCUAUAUUGGCAAGUCCACUUACAUUUUGUCUCAAAACUGAUGUGCCUGUGCUUGUUUUGAAUCUAUGUUUGUAUUUUCAAGAAAAAAAUUGUCAUCAAAGGUUUCUGUUACACUUUCAUUUUGUGAUAUGGUAUUAUGUUGCUGCUGUGGAAAUGUGAUUUCAGUGUUAUUUUAGUGCACAUAGGGGAAAUGCUUUGUAGUAUGUUUGCUUUAACAAGAAAUGAGGUAAAUAUAUACGUAAACUAGGUGUUUUCGUUAAGGUGAAAUAUAUUGUUAAAUUAAGUUAACAAGUCGAAAAAAAAUACUUGAUACUAUUGUCUAAAAUUCUUCAAGAAAAUAUGGCUUUGUCCCGAUAAUGUUUGAUUUAGCAUCAACUAGCUGACUUUGAGACAGGUAGAAAAACACCUUUUACUGUAUACUGGGAAUUUUUUUCUGCAGCAUAAUUUUUGCCUUUUUUAGAGGGCAAAUUUAUCAAUACAGCAAACAUGAGUCAGCAACUUAAUUUACGAAGUAAUUUUAAAGGCGAAAGUUUGACUGAGCGUAAAAUUCCCAGAAUACGGUAUAUCAUGGUGAUUCUAGUUGCUCUGAUCAAAUUUAUUUUUAAAAGGACAAACUGCCAAUUACGAUUUAGAACUGUGAUAUGUAUAUAUUUAUUUUUCAUUCUGAGGAAGUAUUCUUAUCACACCAUGGCUCAUUGACUGACAGGCGUUAGGAAUAAGGUAGUAGGGUAUAUUGUGAACCGUGAGUGUGGGGAGGUAGUGCUGUACAUUAUAACUAUCACAUUUACAGGUGUACGUAUAUAGAGUUGAGUGAGAGAAGGUAUAAACAUGGGUGAGAGAGGUACAGAAAGGUGAGAGAAAAGGAUACACACAGAUGAGGGAGUUACAGACAGGUGAGAAAGGUACAGAAAGGUGAGCGCAAAGAAAACACACAGAUGAGAGAGUAACAGACAGGUGAGAAAGUUGAAAACAAAGGAAACACACAGAUGAGAAUGUAACAGAGAGGUGAGAAAGUUGAGAACAAAGGAUACACACAGAUGAGGGAGUUAGACAGGUGAGAAAGGUACAGGAAGGUGAGAGCAAAGGAUACACACAGAUGAGAGAGUUACAGACAGGUGAGAAAGUUACAAACAGAUGAGAGAGUUACAGACAGAUGAGAGAGUUACAGACAGAUGAGAUAGUUACAGACAGAUGAGAAAGUUACAGACAGGUGAGAAAGGUACAGAAAGGUGAGAGCAAAGGUGACACACAGAUGAGAGAGUUACAGACAGGUGAGAAAGUUGAGAUCAAAGGAUACACACAGAUGAGAGAGUAACAGACAGGUGAGAGAGUUACAGACAGAUGAGAGAGUUACAGACAGGUGAGAAAGGUACAGAAAGGUGAGAGCAAAGGUGACACACAGAUGAGAGAGUAACAGACAGGUGAGAAAGUGAGAUCAAAGGAUACACACAGAUAAGAGUAACAGACAGGUGAGAAAGUGAGAUCAAAGGAUACACACAGAUGAGAGAGUAACAGACAGGUGAGAAAGUUGAGAACAAAGGAUACACACAGAUGAGAGUGUUACAGACAGGUGAGAAAGGUACAAGAAGGUGAGAAUAAAGGAUACACGCAGAUGAGAGCGUUACAGACAGAUGAGAGAAUUACAGACGGGUGAGAAAGAGGAGUACAGACAGUUGACAGAGGCACAGACAGGUGAGAAAGAGAGGUACAGACUGGUAAGAGAAAGAAUUACAGACAGGUGUGCGAGGUAUUGGCAGGUGAGAGAAAAAGUUCAGAGACAGGUUAGAGAGGUACAAACAGGUGAGUGAAAAAGGACGGGUGUAUAGGCAGGUGAGAAUAUUUCAGAUGUACAAUGUAAGGCAUAUGAGACGUACAUUUGUACAGAGGGUGAUCCAGGUACAUUUGCAUGUGUGAAAAAGCUCGAGGUGAGAAAGUUACGGGUGUAAGACAAGUGAGACAUUGAGGUGUACAAAAAGGUGUGAGGUGUAUAGGAGAAAUGAGGGUGACCGGCUGCUUUACAUCCAUUCAUGUGUUUUUGUGUUUAUAGCACACAAUCAUGAAAUAAAACGUACCAUCCCGGACCUGC